This is a messenger RNA of Micropterus salmoides (largemouth bass), 2102 nucleotides long. RefSeq names its product nucleotide-binding oligomerization domain-containing protein 2-like. The coding region runs from base 75 to 1277 and encodes 400 amino acids. Lineage: Eukaryota; Metazoa; Chordata; Actinopteri; Centrarchiformes; Centrarchidae. Gene Ontology annotation, molecular function: ATP hydrolysis activity. The transcript is spliced from 3 exons. The record is from RefSeq and is a predicted model, not a curated record.
ACAGGAGAAUACUGGACUCAGUCACUAAGAAGGGGGAAGCGGCGUGCUACGAGUUCCUCAGGAUUAUUGACGUGAUGAGGAAGAGGACCUUAGGGAGGACAUCCCUUCUCCCUGAGACAAAGAGUUCAGCUUCUACUGAGACCAAGAAGUUUGACCUGCAUAACUGGAUCAGCUGCUUUUCUUUCAAGGACGACACACAGAUGGAUAUAAACUGCUUACAAGGCUCAGGGCCGUGCCUCAGAUAUCAGGCGAAGUUAAAGUCAAAAGCACAAAAAAUAUCAAAUGAGUUUUGGAAGGCAAACAAAAAUCUGUUUGAAAGAAACAACAAGCCUGAUCUGUCGUACGCUUCACUCGUGUUAGACACACAAGAAAGUGUUUCUCCAUCUAAAAUAAAGAAGCUGAAGAGCAAGAAGAGCAAGAUGAGUCGCCCUAAAAAGCUGAGGACAUACAUCCCUGAGGACAGACCAGACAUUUCCCCCAGUGAGCUGCUGAAGACAGAUAAAAACAUCCUCUUGGUUGGUAAGCCUGGAAUUGGAAAGACAGCACUCACUCACGAAAUGUUGAAACUUUGGGCAGAAAGAGACAACAAGGAGCUCGACUACAUGUUCUACUUUGACAUGAGAGAAACAUCCCACAUCAUGAUGGCCAAGAGCCUGGAGGAUCUUCUUUUCAGUGUGAUCAGUGAGCCAGAUGAAGGCAAAGAAGAGGUCUUACAGGACAUAAAGAAGAACUCUGACAACGUUACACUCAUUUUUGAUGGAAUCACAGAUCUCUCUUCAUCAGUGGUGAAGAGGGUUGUAGAGAAGGACCUACUACCUGAUGCCAAGAUCAUCAUUACAUGCAGACCAGAUGAUGCAGAAGACCUCCUUUCUGGGGACUUCCUCAGAGUGGAAGUGAAAGGCUUUAGUGAGCAGACCAUAAAAACAUACUUCCCUGCAACUCUAGGAGAAGAACAGGAGAAGGUUUUGAGCAACCUGGAGUUGUUAACUCUUUGCCAUGUCCCAGUGUAUGCACUGAUGGUGGCUGUCUGCUUUUCAUCAGAGACACCAGAAGACUCUCCACAGCCAUGCACUGUAACUGAAAUCUACAUCAAUAUUGUUCGUCAUUGCCUUCAAACAAUCAGCAAGAAAACAAAAACCAAAGAUCUAAAUUCAUUCAUCAACAACAAGAGUGAAGAAAUUCUGUCUCUGGCCGAGUUUGCUUUUAAAGCCACUGAAGGAAAAACUGUGAUCUUGAGAGAACUGCCUGUGAAGACAGCUGCGUCCUCUCCUUCCUGAAACCUCUUGUUAUCAAAGUGGCCCCCACUGAGACAAUCACCACUCAUGCAUUUCUCCAUUACACAAUGCAGGAGUUUUUUGCAGCACUGUGGCUGCUGAAGAAUCCAGAUAAGAUCGGGGAUGUUUUUCAGCAGAGCCUCACUGAGGAGAAGAAACACAUGAAACAUCUGAUCCCUUUCAUGUGUCGACUGCUGACUGACAAGAGACCUAGUUUGAUGAAGCAUCUGAUUCCAGCUCAGGAGCUCAAGAACACGUCUGACUGGUUCUUCGAGGAACUGAUAACCACAUUUUUAGAGGCUGACACAGAGGACAGUGGACUUGAUGUGGACAUACUGUUCUUAUGUCAGUGCUUGUAUGAGUCCCAGUGUCCUGAAGCGAGCAUCAGCUUCCUGGAGAAACUGGACUACGCUCUUGAUCUCAGUGGAGAGAGUCUCGAGCCUUACCUUUGCUCUGCUGUGGCCUACGUGGUCACUCAGUCGAAGGAGAGGAAAAUAUGGCUGAACCUGGAGGACGUCAUGGUGUCAGAGCAAGGAAUGAGACGACUGUUAGGAUGCCUUCAAAAUGUCCAGUGGUGUGGUCCUCUGCCACGGCAGCUGUGGGAGAUUUUCCUUCUCAGUGAAGACAGAUGGCAGAUGAACCACAUCAGCUUACUCAGCCUGGAUGGAAAUCAGUUGCACCUUCCAGUUGAGGGUAAAAGACGGCUGUUUGAAAGAGCAGUAAAAGUCAUGCAGAAGAUCACUAAACAGCUUAAUAUCUGCCUCCACUGGGACAGGAAAACUCCUGCCUGCCAAAGUCUGUGCGAGUCUCUCUUAGAGGCUUUGCCUA